This is a messenger RNA of Plasmodium adleri (nom. inval.), 19494 nucleotides long. RefSeq names its product SET domain protein, putative. The coding region runs from base 1 to 19494 and encodes 6497 amino acids. Gene Ontology annotation, molecular function: protein binding. The transcript has 6 exons. The record is from RefSeq and is a predicted model, not a curated record. NCBI's taxonomy places the organism in Eukaryota, Apicomplexa, Aconoidasida, Haemosporida, Plasmodiidae.
AUGAAUGAAAAUAGUGAUGAAGAUAAAAUUCAAAAGGAAAGUAUAAAAGAAAUGAAUGAAGAUAAUAUUAUUUGUAAGAAAGAUGAGAGUAAUAGUAGUUCUUAUAAAUUUAUAAGUUUUAUAAAAACUAUUGAAGAUGUAAAGGAAAAAUGGAAAAGUGGCAAUUUAUCAAGGGAGGAUAUGUUAAAAUUAAAAAAUGAUGAUAUACAUAAUAAUUAUAUAAAUAAUAAUGAUAUAAAUAGUAAUGAUAUAAAUAAUAAUGAUAUAAAUUGUAAUGAUAAUAAUAAUUAUAAUAAUUAUUAUAUUAAUAAUAAUAAUAAUGAUAAACAUUCUGGUAGUAAUAAUAAUAAUUCAUUUAAUAAUUAUAUAAAAGAAAAUAUAAAUUAUAAUACAUCCAUAGGUUGUGAUAAAAACAAUAUUAUGUUCAACUUGUUGGAUAAACAUAAAAAGAGUAUAUUUUUAAAAAACCGAAAUAAUAUAAAUACAUUUCAAUCAGAUAUUAACAGCUCUAAAACGAGCAGUUUUUUUAGUUGUAUGUCCUUGAAGAAUAUGAAUUAUCAUAAUGAUAUAAAUAAAUAUAAUAAUUAUCGUAUGAUGAAAAAUAUUAAUGGAUUACAUAAACUUAUGAUUUAUAAAAAUAAAAAUAAAGAUAAAAAGCUUUUUACUAAUACUAGUGAUAAAAAAAAUUAUUAUUGUUUAAAUAAUGGUGAUCAUAUAAUAAAUGAAAAAGAUUCUUUUUCAGAUACAUAUAUUAGUUAUGGUUGUAGGAAAAGGAGGUGGACAAAAAAAAAAAAAAAAAAUAUUUAUAAUAUGUUAUUUUGUGAUGAAUCUAUAAAUGAUUAUCCUUAUAAAACUCAAGAAAAAACAACCUUUAGUAAUUCUUCUAAAAUAUAUGAAUUAUUUUUUAAUAAAUAUAAAAAGAAAAAAAUAUUAAAUAUUGAAUGUAAUGGUAAUAAAUAUAAAGGAUUCUUAAGAACAAAUCAUUUCCCUCCAUAUGAGAAUUUUAAUUUUUCUAUACGAAGAAAAAUGCAAACAAGAAAUGUGCUUAAUCAUUUUAUGAUGGGCAAACGUUUGUUUAAUAAAACCAUAUGUUAUAGAAACUAUAUAAAAUAUGUUAAUAAAUAUAAAAACAAUAAAAGAAAUAGAGUGAUAAAUAUGUGUUUACAGAAAGCAAAAUUAGAUUCAAUAAAAGAUACAUUUGAAAAUAUUAAUAAUGGAUUACACAAUGAUAAUUUAUGUCAAAAUUUAAAUAAUAUUAAUAAUAAUAAUAUGUUAAAAAAAAAAAAAAAAAAAAAAAAAAUUUAUAACACAUCUUUGGAUCAAAUGAUUCAAGGGGAUAUUGCCUUUGAUCAGGUCAAGAAAGAGUUUAAUAAUUCUGUGUCUAAAAAUGAAAGGAAGAAUAAUAUGAAAAAACAUUCACAUGAUAAUAAAAUGAGUACAUUAAAGAAAAAUAUAAAUAAGAAACAAAGGAAUAAUAAAAAUAGUAUUAAUUCGGAUGAUAUGUGUAAUAAAGAUAGUGUUAUAGAAAAUAUUUAUACAACGCUAGAGGUCAAUAAUGAUGAGGAAAAAAAAAAAGUGUUACUUGAUAAAGAGUUUGUAUGUGAAGGGAAGAGGGGAGUUAUUCUACAAAAUAAUGACAACAUUCAUAAUAAUAAUAAUAAUAAUAAUAAUAAUGUAAAUAAUUGUGGUGAUGAUGCAAAUAAUCAUCAUGAUAAUAGAAGAGAACUUGAUACAUUGGAAGACCAAAUUAAAAGUCUAAAUAUAUUGUCGUUAAAUUUUAUUAAAUGUGAUGAGAAAUUGUUUGAAAAAAUAUACAAUGAUAUGUUUUUGAGAAUUGGUAAGAUUGUUACAAAUAAAAAGAAGAAAUAUUUUUUAAUAUAUAAAAUUGUCAAAGAUUCUUUUUUCCGUAUUUUAAUAUUAAAUACAGAAAAAUUAGAAAAAAACAUCUUACAAGUUACGGCUAUUCAAGAUGUUAUAUUGUGUGAUAAGAAUGUGAAGAUUUAUAGUGAUCCUAUAUAUAUAAGAAAUAAUAAUAAGCUUUAUGCUAUAAAGUUUUUAAAGAUUUUUUCUUUAAAAUAUAUGAAGAAGGUAAAAAAUAUGAGUGAAGUAAAUUUUUCAGAUGAUAAUGAUGAAUGUAAAAAGGAGAAUAAGGAUAAUAGUUCACAAUCUUCCAAGAGAAGCCAUAAUAUAGUUGAUAAAAAAUUAUCACAUGAAAAGAAAUCAGAGGAGAACGAUGAUGUUACAAGUGAUAAUAGUAAAGAGGAUAACAAAAUUAAAGAAGGAAUGAAAAAAUCGAAUGGAUUUAAUAUUAAUAUGGAUGACAGGGAAGAAGAUGAAAAUGAUAUUAAUGAUAAUAAUAAUAAUAAUAAUAAUAAUAAUAGUAAUAAUGUUGGUAGCAUUGAUACCGACGUCGAUUCCAAAAAGAAUAAAAAGAAAUAUAAAGGUAAAGAAAAGAAAGACUCCAAAGAAAAUAUUGAUGAUAAAAACCAGAGCGAUAGUAACUCUAGCAAUAGCAAAAAGAAAUCUAAAGUGUUAAAUAAGGCAAUUAAAAAAGAGAAUGAUAAAAAAAAAAAAUAUGAUAAAAAGAAUAUUGAAGGUAAAAGUAACAAUAAUAAUAUGCUUAGUCGUAGUAAUAGUACUAGUACUAAUGGUAGUAAUAGUAGCAGUAAAAGUAAAAGUAGUAGUAAUUGUAAGAAUAAGAAGAAUAGUGAAAUAUCGAUUUGUUCAAAAAAAGAUGAAAAGAAUUCACAGAAAAAGAAGAAUUAUAUAAAAAAGAAAAAUAAAAGUUGUAAUGAAGGAAAAAGUAAAAAGGAUAUAACAAAAUUAAAUGGUGUGAAGAAAGGAAAAAAUAAAAGUACAGAUAAAAAGAAUGUGAAAUCAAAAUUAAAUAUUAAACAUGCGAAAAAGAACAAAAAUAAUAAUAGUAAAAUUAUGAAGGGAAAAAAAAUUAUAAAUAAAAAGGAUAAAGUAAAAGGAGAAGAUAAUAAUUAUGUAUGUCUUAUAUAUGAUGAUGAAAAGAAGUUUUAUUUUAAUUUUAAAAAUUUUAAAGAUAUAAUAAAUGUUAUUAAAGGUUCAGAUGAAAACACACGAUUUUAUGUAGAUACAAAUAAUAAUAAUAAUAGUAAUAAUAUUAAUAUGAAGAAAAAAAUGAAAUUAUUUAAAAAAGUUGAAAAGUCUUUAUAUUUAGAAAAUUUAGAUAUUGAUACAGAUGAAAUAUUAUUUAGAAGACCAAAAUUUUUUAAUUGCAUUAUUGAAGAAUCUUUUGAUAAUUAUGAUAUAAACUAUGAAGGUGAAGAUGGUAAUUUUUAUGUUUUUAAAAAUAAAUUAAAUAAAAUAAGAAAAAAGGUGACUAUUAAAAAUGAGAUGGAUAAUUCUGAUAUGUAUAUAGAAUUAAAAGAUGAAGAGAAGGGAUUUAAAUAUAUAGGUUAUCGUGUGAGUUUUGAAUUAAAAAAGGAUAAUAAGAAAAAGGCACAAGUAAAAGUUGGAAUUAUAAAAUAUUAUUCUCCUAAAUAUAAACAAUUUUUUAUACAUCAUUUAGAGAAUUAUAAAUUAUAUCAAACAAAUGAUUUGACUAAAGGUAAUAAUAAUAAUAUGAAAGAAAAUGGAUUUGUUAAAAGUAGUAGAAGUUCUUAUAAUCGUGUGUCUAGUAGAUUAUCAAAUUCGAGUAUAAAUAUUAAUAAAUAUAAAAAUGUUGAGUUGAAUGAUAAGAAUAAUAUGAAAGAAAAUGUUAUCAAUAUAAUUGAUAAUGAUAAUAAUAAUAUGGACAAUAUGAAUAAUAUGAAUGAUAUGAAUGAUAUGAAUGAUAACACUUUUGUUAAUCAAAAUAAUUUAUGCACAGAUAAUAUAUUAUGUGAUGCCAAUUAUAACAUGAUGGAAAAUUAUAUUGAUGAUAUAAAUAAUAUUGAUGAAAAUGGAAAAAAAAGAAAUGAUCUUGUUUUUUCUGAUGUUAAAGGUUGGUAUUCACCAUAUUUUUAUAAUAUAAAGAUAUUAAAUAAUUAUAAAGAAUUUGAAAGAUUUGAUAUUUUAGAAAAAUGUGAUAAGAAAAAAGAAAUGAGUGAUAAUGUUAAUAAUACUUUAAAUAAAAAUGAAAUAUGUACUAUUUGUUCAAAAAGAAUAUUAUUUAUGAAAGGUCAUGACCAUUAUAGUUGUAGUUUAUCAAGUGCUAUAUAUGAUAUGUGCUCAGAAGCAGAAAAAAAAGAAAUAGAUGAAAAUAAUUGUAUAGAUAUAUAUUGGGGUAUUAAAUGUUUUACUUGUGAAAAGAAAUUCCAUGCAAAUUGUUUAGAAGAUGAAGUGUUAAUUACUAAAUGGUUUGAUAAAAAUACUUUGAUGAAGGAAUAUAAAAAAUUUAUAUAUAAGAAUAGUUUGAAGAAAGAAAAGAGAUAUUUUAAUAAUAAUGGAAAGAAGAAAAAAAAUACAAUUAAAAAAUUGAAAGAUAAAAAUAAUUCACGUGUGGUUAGUGCAGCAAGUAAUUCUAAUUCUUUAGAAGUUUCUUCUAAUGGGUCUACCAAAAAAAAGGGAAAAGAAAAGGAUAUCAAUUGUAAGAAAGGUAAAUCGAGUUGUUCAGGAUUGUCUAAAAAGGUGAAAAAGGGAAAGAAUAAAAAUGGUGAUAGUAAAAGUGGUAAGAACAAAAAUGACGGCAAAAAUGCCGAUGGUAUAAAUGUUCAAGGUUCAAAUGAUGAAAGUAUGAGUGAACAUAAAAGUAAGUCAAAUAAUAUUAAUAAUAACAAUAGUAGCAAUGAUAAUAUGAGUGAUGUAGAUAAUAAUAAAGAAAAUAUUAAAAGUAAAAAUAAAAAAUAUCGAAGAUGUAUAAACUAUAUACCAUCAGUUGAAUAUAGUGAUAUUACUUAUAGAAAAUAUAUUUGUAAAGAUUGUUAUCGUUGUAUUUAUUGUUGUGAAAGUAUUUAUGAUUAUAAACAAACACCCAAUGUUGCUAAUUAUGUUAUAUGUAAGAAUUGUAAUAUGGUAGCUCAUGGUUCAUGUUGUUUUCCAAAUGUUCCUGAUAUAUAUUUAUUUAAUUGGAAAUGUGAUGAUUGUUUAAAAUGUAAUAAAUGUAAUUAUUCAAACUUAUGUUAUAUUAAUUAUAAUGAAUGGGAAUUACAUUUAGAUUGUUGUAUUAAUUGUUAUAAAGAAUAUGAGAAGAAGAAUUUUUGUAUUAUGUGUAAUGAGAAAUAUGAUGAGGAUAGUAGUAAAAAAUGGGUUCAAUGUGAUGUAUGUAAAUUUUGGAUUCAUUUAAGUUGUGAUAAAAAUGAAAGUCGAAAUAUUGAAACGUUAUCUAAUAAGAAUACAGAUUAUAAAUGUCCAACAUGUAGUAUAGGAACAUUUCAUGAUAAAAUUGAGCGUAUAUUAUAUUUAUUAUUUUUAUUAGAUAAAUAUAAAAAUUUCACAUUUCAUGUUCCAAUUAAUUAUUCUAUAUACUGGAGAAUUGUAAAAAUACCUAUGAAUUUAUAUAUAAUGAAAAAAAAAAUAUGGGAAAAAAAAUAUGAUACUAUUUUAGAUUUUUUAUAUGAUUUUAUGUUAAUUAUACAUAAUGCAAAAAUGGUUCAUAUGCCUAAUACACCAAUUUAUAAAAAUGCAUGUAUUUUUGAAAAAAAGGGUAGAGUUAUAAUCAAAAAUAUGUUUAAUAUGACAAAUGAGUAUUUGAAUAAAUGUAUAGAAGAUUGUAUUGAUAAUUAUAAAAAUGAAAUUAAUAAUUUGGAUUCGGACCAAAUUGGUCAUGAUAAUAAUAAUAAUAAUAAUAAUAAUAAUAUUGAUAAUACUAAUAAUAGUACUACUAGUAUUAAUAACAAAAUGGAAUGUAUAAAUAAUGACAGUGUCUUAUUUAUGACUGAUAGGUUUAAUAAUAAAUUGUAUGACAAAGAUAAAGCAAAUAUGUCAAUUGUACAAAGUGAAAAAGGAACUCUAAAUGACAUAUAUAAUAAUAAUAAUAAUAAUUAUAAUUAUUUUAAAUUGGAAACCUUUUCUGGGCAAAAUAAUAUAAAAUUAAACGACCAUUAUAUGAAUAAAGAAGGAUGUAAUAUUCUUUCAAAUGAUAAUAAUAUAAACUAUGAUAAUUAUAAUAAUGUUAAUAAUAUGGGUAUAAAAAAAAUAUAUACAAAUAUAAAUGAUUAUAAUUCUUCAAAGGUACCAAAUGAAUCGUUAUAUAAUAAAGAAAAUUUUAUGAACACCUCCAGUAUAUAUAAUAUAAAUGAGAUUAAUACAUAUGAUUUAAAUUGUGAUAAAAAUUUAAUAUUGGAUAAUAAAUAUAAUUUAUCAACAUAUGAAAAUAAUGGCGAUAUAAUGAAUAAUAAUUAUGUGUAUCAGAAAAAUAUGAAUAUAUCUAAUACGUUAUAUAAUAAUAUGAUUAAAGAGGGAGAAAAAUAUAUAUUAAAUAAUGAGGAUAUGAAUAAUAUUAGUAUUCCAAAAAAUAAUGAUGUAAAUAAUAAUUGUAAUAAUGCUAUGAAUAUAUUUAGAAAACGUAAACUAGAACAAUAUAAAAAGGAUAUUACGCAAUAUGAAUUAUAUGAAUUAUUUGAUUUUAAAAAUGAUUCUUUUUUUAUUAAUAGGAAUAAGGAUAUAUUUUCUUGUUCUACAAAUGAUCAUAAUUUAAUUGAUUAUAAUAUCCUAUAUGUUAAAAUGAAUGGUAAAAUAUAUUUUAAUACAUUUUAUGAUAAGCAUGAUGAAUUUGAUGUAUGUAAAAUAAUCAAAGUUCAUUUUUUGAACCAUAACAAGAUAGGUGGGAACCAUAUUAUGGGUUCUAAGAUGGGAGAUAAUAAGAACGUAAAGGAGGCUAUUACACAAUAUGAAGAGGAGAACAUGGAAAAUAAUAAUGAUAAUAAUUGUGAUGAUGAAUAUAAUAAUAUUAGUAAUAAUAAGGUACAUAUGAAUGAUGCUUAUAAUAAUUCACCAAAUGACAAUACUCUUAUUAAUAAUAAUAAUAAUUGUAGUCUAUUUAUAAAUAGUAACAUAUUUAUGAUUGACGUAUUAAAUGAAAAAGUAAAAAUUAAUAAUAUCGUUAAAGAAAAGAAACGAAUUAUUAAUCCUAUUAAUAAUGUUUUAAAAUUUUUAAAGUGUAUACAAAUAGUUUUUUUUUAUGAUAAUAAUACAAAUGGAUGUAAAAAAGAAGAGAUGAAUAUAAUAUCAUCUAAUAUGUGUAAUAAUAAUAAUAAUAUUGAAAAGUAUGUAAAUAUAAAUAAUAUUGAUCAUAAUAUUAUAGGUGGAGACAAGAAAAGGAAAAGUGUUGAAGAAAUAAUAUCGUUAGUAGAUAAUAAAAGUUACAAUGGAUUUAAUAAAGGUUCAGAAUAUAUAUUAUAUUCUUCAAAUGAAUAUGAUAGAGAUAUAAGAAAAGAGAAUAAAAGAAUAAAACUAUUAAAGAAUGAUAUAUUAAAAGAAUGUUGUUAUGUAUGUGGAUCUAUAGAAUAUGAAAAUAAUUUUAUUUAUUGUUCUACAUGUGGUAUAUCAAUACAUUAUUCAUGUGCUAAUAUUGUGCAUCCGUUUAUAUUUAAUUUGAAUAAUUAUAAAGAUCAUAAAAAAGAAAUAAAUAAUAUUUUAAAUAUUAUUACAAGAAAUUUUAAAUGUGAUAAUUGUAUAAAGUGUGAUAACUGUUUAUUACCUUUUGAUUCGUCUUUAAAAUCUAAUUUAUAUUUUAAAUUAAAAAACUUGAAUGUUUCUUGUAAUAAGAAUAUGGUGGAAGGAAGAACAUAUAAUUAUCUUUAUGAUUUAAAUGUAAAGGUUUUAACUUCAAAUAAAGAGAGUAAUAAACAAACAGGGAAAUGUUUGAUGAGGACAAAAGAAAGCAAUAUUAUAAAAUUGGACGAUGAGAAUAAACAAAAGGAUGAAAUGAAUGGAAUAAAUGAAAUGAAUAGAAUGAAUGGAAUGAAUGAAGAAGAUAAAAAAAUUUUGUAUAAGCAGGACGAUGUUCAGGUUGAAAAAAGUUGUAAUGAAUUAUUACCUAACCAUUGUUUUAGUUUUGAGGUGAGUAAUAAAAAUGAGAUUAUGUCCGAUGUGGUUGUUGAUAAGAAUGAAAAAAAAAAUAAUGAUAAUAUUAAAAAUAAUAAUAAUAAUAAUAAUAUUAGUGAUGACCAUACCUUUGUUGAUGGUGAUGUGAACAAAUUAGAAAAUCAUUUAAAUAAAUCAAAUGAUAUUUUAAUAAAUGAAGAAAAUAAUAAUAAUAAUAAUAAAGAUACCCCCAAAUGUGUUAUAAGUAGUAAGGAUGAAAUAAAUAAAGAAAUAGUAAACAUGAAUAUUCAAAUGGAUAAUAAAAAUAUUGAUACAGAUACAAAAAAUAUUUCGAAUGAAGAAAUAAUUUUAGAUAGUAGUAAAAAUAGUCAUGAUAAGGAAUAUAAUGUUUUAAAUAAUGAGUCAGUCAAAAAAUCUUUUAAUUCUUGUAAGAUAGAAAAAAUAGGAAGUAUUGAAAAAGAUGAUAACUUAGGACAUGUGAAUAAAUUAAGAAAUAAAAAAUUAGUAAAAAUUUUAAGUAUACUUGAGGAAGGAAAUAAAUUAAUAAAAUGCUUUUGUUGUGGUAAACCAUCACAUGAUAAAUGCUUUUAUAGAAUUGAUAAUAAUAGUAAUAAAAAUAAAAUAUGUACAUUGAAAAAAGCAGUUAAAAAUUAUGUAAGAAAAAAGAAUGUGGAAAAUAAAUGUAAUUCAAAAGUGGAAAUGAAUUCAGAUGUAAUAAUAUUGGAUGAUAAUACAAAAGAUUAUUGUAGUGUGAAAAAAAUGGGUGAUGAACAUAUGAAUGAUAAUGGAUUUAUUGAUAUUUCACAGAAUAAAAAUUGUGAUGAAAAUAUUUUAGUUCAAUCAUUUAAUAGUGGUCUGAUAUGUAAUGAUGAGAACAAGAAAGAUGAAGUUAUAUAUAUAGAUGGAAAUGAUGAAAAUAAUGAGAAUUCACUUAAUGAAGAGAAAGUAAAUAAUUAUACUUCGAAUGAGGUUAAUAAUGUGUUGAAAAAUGAGGAGAAUGUUGAAUGUAGAAGUGAAUUCCAUAUAGAAAAGAACGCAUAUAUAUGUAAUGAAUUGGUUGAAAAUAAUUCAGAAGGUAAUAAUAAUAAUACUACCAGUAAUAGUAAUCAUAACAAUAAUAAUAUUAGUAAUAGUAGCAAUAGUAAUUGUAAUAAUAAUGUGAGUAUUUUAAAUAGUUCUACCAAUAAUACUAUGAACACAAUUAAUAAAGAAUCCAAGAACAAUGAUAAUAAUAUGAAUAAUAUAAAUAAGGAUGAUAAUAUUCAUAUUAAGAGUAAUAAUAAGAAGAACGUAAAAGAUAAUAAUGAAAAUAUUAUGAUUACACACAAUAUUGAUAAGAACGAUCGUAAUUUAGAUACAAUCUUAAAAGAACAUUCUGUUAUUAUGAAGAAAUUAGAUGAGCUUAAAGAGAAUAGAAAUAAAGAACAUGGUGAUGAUUUUUGUAAUAAUCUUAUUUUAAAUAAUCAGUUUCUUAUUCAUUCUUUUAAAGUAGAAGAGGGUGUUGAAAUAAAUAAAGAUAGUAUUAUUAUAAAUAAGAAAAUGUUUAAUAAAUAUAUAUUAAAUAAAGUAUAUGAAUUAUUAGAUAAUAAGAAAAGAGUAAAAAUAAAAGAUUUAUUCAAUUUAUUUAAUUUAGAUGAAUUUAGAUGUAGUUUUAUUUUAUAUGAAGUUUUAAAUGCUUUGAAUACAUAUCUGAAUGAAAAAUUAAAAGAAUAUAAUCUGACAAAAAUUAGAAAGGGUACAUAUAAAAAAUAUGAUAAUGAAAAAAAAAAAAAUGAAAACUUUUGUUUAUUUAAUAAAUAUUUAAUAGUAAAUAAUCGAGAUAAAAUUAAUAUUACAAAAGUUGUAUUAAAAAUCCAAUCUUUGAUUACUGAGAUUUUAUCAGAUGCUAUGAAUGGAAAUAUAGUAGAUGAAAAAGAUAAGAAUAAAAAGAAAGAUACAGUAUCAGAUAUAAAUAUAAGAAGUAAUAUAAAAGAAUAUAAUAAACAUAAUGGUUGUAUUAAUAUAGAUAUAAAUAAUUAUUUUAAAGGUGAGUAUAUUAAUUUCAAGCCUAUUCUUUGUAGUUCUGAAUUUAAUAUGGAUACUAAUGCACAAAUUUUUUUACAAAACAAGGCAAAUUUAACUAUGUUUCAAAAAAGUGCAUCAUAUAAUAAUAAUAUUGAAAAUAAUGAUGUCAUUAACAAUAUGAAUAACAAUAUGAAUAACCAUAUAAAUGACAAUGACAUAUUCAAUAAUGAUGGAUCGAAUAAUGUUGAUAUGCAUCAUAAGAGUGAACAGAUAUGUAUUUUAAAUUCAAAUAAUAUACAAAGUGUGCCAGUAUUUGAUAAUAAACCUUAUAUGAAUAAUACUUUUAACAAUAUUGUAGUUGUAAAUAAAUCAAAUAAUAUAAAUGAUGAUAAUAUCUUAUGUAAUGUGAAGAAUUUAUAUAAUAAAAAUAUAUGUAAUGAAAAAGAAAAGAAUGGUUUUUCUCUUGUUCAGAAUAAUAUAUGUGAUAUUCAUUUGCCUUAUAAUGAUACAAAUAAAUGUAGAACAUAUACAUAUACAAAUGUAAAUAAUGGUAGUGUAAUUGAUUGUAGGAAAUGGUCUUCUAUUAAUAGAUCGAUAAGUUUGAAUAAUAUGAAUUAUAUUAGAAGUAGCACUAAUCCUAGGAUUUUAUCAACUACUGAUCAUAUAUUAAAUAAUAAUAAUAUGAAUAAUAUGAAUAAUAUGAAUAAUAUGAAUAAUAUCAAUAAUAUCAACAAUAUAAACAAUAUCAACAAUUUGAAUAAUGUGUCGUGUUUUAUGGUGCAAAGAAAAAUUCGAAGUAAUAGUUUACAUGAUAUGAAAGAUAAAGUUCAUAACAUAAAUGAUAAUAUUAAUAUAAACAUAAAUAAUCUCAAUAUUAUUAAUAAUAAUAUUAAUAUAUGUAAUAUGAACUAUCCUAUUGAUUGUGUUGAUACUUUGAAUAAUACUUUCAAUAAUAAUAAUAUUAUUAUUUCACCAAAUAGAAAAGAAAACACAAAUAUAUUAAACUUUAAUCGAUAUGAUUCAUAUAAUAAUAAUAUUAAUAAAGAAAAUAAUUUUAGUACCUCCAAUUUUAAUAACUCAUUUCAUGUAGGUAAUUUAGAAAAAUCUUAUAGUUAUAAUAAUACAAUUUAUGAGAAAAAUGUGAAUGAAGUGAUAGGUUCAAAUAUAUUAAACAAUAUGAACAGUAUUAAUAAUGUUAUAUCUUAUAAUUGUAUGAAUCCUAAUAUGAAGGAUAUAAAUUUUCAUAGUAUGAGGAGAAGUAGUAGUACCCCUAAUAAAAAUAGUGGUUUAUUAAAAAAUUAUUGUAAUAUAGGUAUUGAUCAAUAUAAUAAAACAAAUUCACAUAUAAUGAAUUGUAAUGUGUCAAUAAAUAAUGAAAUGAAUAAUAUGUAUAUUAAAAAUAAAAAUAAUAAUAGUAGUGAUGUGAUGAAUAUGAAAAGUGUUGCAACUUUUUAUAAUCUUAACCAAAUGAAUGAAAGUCAAAAUAAUAUUAUUAUUAAUAAUAAUAUAAAUGUUAAUAAUUUAAAUUACAUUUCAAAUAAUAAAGAAGUAGGACUUAAAGAAAAUGAUUUGAAUAGAAAUAAAGAAGUAUAUACCAUAGAUGAAGAUAAGUAUGAAAUGAAUGCUUCUAAUAUGUAUAAGACAUUUCAGUAUUGUAAUUCAAAGGAUAAUAAUUCUAGUAAAUCUUCAUUGAAAAGUAAUAUAUUAAAGUUAGAUAAAAUAAUAUGCAGCAAUAAAAAGAAACCAUUAUUAUAUAAUAGAAGUAGUAGCAGUAUGCUUUCUUGUGAUAAGGUUACAUAUAAUGUUCAGAAUAAUAAUAGAAAUAGUCCUGAAAAAUUUACAUCUGAUAUUAUAAUUGAUAAAGAAAGAAAUAUGGAAAAUAAUUAUAAUACCUCAAUAAAUUGUUUAAAUAACAAUAUUACGAAUAAUAUUAUAGUAGGUAAUAAUAAUUGUUCCAGUGGUGCAAAUAAUUUUAUUCAAAUCAAUUAUAGUCCUUCAUCGAAUAUAAUAAAUAUUAAUAAAGAUAGUUAUAAAAGUAAUAUAUCGUUAGAUAGUUCUGUUGAUUUGGGUAGUACAAAUAUGUGUAUGAAUAAUAUGAAUAAUAUGAAUAAUGUGAAUAAUGUGAAUAAUAUGAAUAAUAUGAAUAAUAUGAAUCAUGUGAAUAAUAUGAAUAAUAUGAAUAAUAUAGUCGUUGAAAAUUUUGCAUCCCAUAUUGGAAGCUAUCCAAAGGAGAAAAAUGGAUGUAAGGAUGAAAUGAAUGAAGAUAAUAAGAAAAAAAGAAAAUUAAAUAGUCUAUCUAUGAACGAUAUAUUAAUCAAAAAAGAAAUGAAUUGUGACGAUAAUAUAAAUUGUAAUGCAAACAAAUCAGUAAAUGAAAGUACAAAAGAGGACGAUGUGGUGAUAGAAAAAGUUGGUACUAAAGAAAAUGAACUAACAACAACAACAGAAAAUAUAAAAUCAAAUGAAAUGGAAGAUAAAGAAUAUAUGGAUAGAAAAAAAAAAAGAAAGAUAAGUGUCAAGGUUAAAGUUAAGAUGGAGGAUAAAGAAAAUAAGGAGAAUAAAAAAAAAGGAAUUAAAAAAGAAAAGAAUGAUAUAGAAAAAAAUAAGAAUAAUAAUGAAAUAAAUAAAAAUGAUAAUGAAAAAAAUAAAAAUGAUAAUGAAAAAAAUAAAAAUGAUAAUGAAAAAAAGACGAAGGAAAAUAAAAAGGGUAAAGAAAAAAGUGUAAAGGUAAGAAAGACGAAAAAUCAAACUCAAGUGGAAAGGGAGAAUGUAAUAAUGGAUGGAACAAAUGAUAAAACAAAUAUUAUGACAAAUAAUAUAAUAAAUGAUUCCUUAUACUUAAUUCAAAAUAACAAAUCUGUUAAUAAUAUUGAUUGUAAUACAUCAUUGUGUAUAGCAGAUGGAUAUACCAAUUUAAUAAAUUGUGAGGGAAGGAAAAUCGGAAAAUAUUAUAUUGAAGAGAAUAAUAUAAAUGAUGAUAACAUGUCUCAUUAUUCAGAUGUUUUUGAUUCUGAUGGAAGCAUAAAAUAUAAAGAUGAAUAUAAUACAAUAUAUAUACCAAACAGUAAAAAUAAAAUUAAUAAUAUAAAUAAUUUUUUAACAAAAAAUAAUUUACAAUUGAAAUCGAAAUUUAUGAGAAUAACUCCUAAUACAUAUUUAUGUCGUAAUUGUGUUUUGUUAUAUGAAAAUGAUUUUUCUUUUAAUAUAUAUCAAGAAGAGAUGAAUAAAAUGGAAGGAAGUUUUUUGAAUGAAUAUGAAAAGGUGGUUAUAAAAAAGAAUGAAGAAUAUGUUAAUGAUACAAUUAAUAAUGACAAGGUUUUAAAUAAUGAUGAAAAUAUUAUGAAAAAUGUUUUGUCAUAUAAGGUUGAUGAUAGGAACGUUGAAAUGUUCAAUUCAACUUUGAAUGUGGAAAAAAAAAAUAUUGAACAAAAAAUAAUAUAUGUAAAACAAGAACAAGUUGAACUAUGUAAUGAUAAAAAGUAUAAUGAUCAAAUGAAAGAGGUUGAGGAGGAGGUCGAGAUGGAUGAUAUAGAUAUUAAGAAUGAAAAAAAAAAUACUGUUAUGAUUCCAUAUGAAGAGAAAUGCACAGGAAUAAAUAAUAAUUCUUCUAUUUUUAUGUCAUCAAAAAGGUGUGAUAAAUAUGUAACAAAAAAAAAAGGUAAAGAUAAAAAUUUGAAUAAUAUAAAAUAUUUCAAAAUUAAUAGUGAUAAAUCUGUUUGGUAUGAUGACUAUAUAUAUUGGAUGAAUAAAAUAUCAUUAUAUAAUAACAUAUUUUUUACAAAUAUGUAUUAUAAAGAGGAUAUAAUUAAAUCGAUAGAUAUGAAUAAUUUAUUUGUUAAUAAAAUGAAUAUAUAUAAAUGUUCCAUUUGUUGUAUGCUUUAUAAUGGUAGUAAUAAUGUAAAUAGGAAUAAUUUUUUUAUUAAUAAUGAAGAUAUGAUAAGAGAAAAGAAGGGAACAAAUGAUUUUUUCAAAUUACUAUAUAUUUGUAAUUUGUGUUGUAUAAAAUAUGAGUAUAUUUUGAAAAUAAUAAAAUAUAAAGAAAAUAAUAAAUGUUGGAAUGAAUUUUAUACAGACAAUAAUUAUAAAAAUAAUUUCUAUGAACUUAUAUAUUUCAUCAUUAAAAUAGUAUAUAAGAAUAUAUAUAUACAUAAUUUUUUUAAUAUAUUUUGUUACAUUAUUGAUAAUAUAUUUAAAGAAUAUAAGACAGUGAAUAUGAAAUGGUUGAGUCUUUUCCUAUUUUCAAAUAAAUAUUUUAAGUAUGAAGAAUUUUAUCAUUUUUUUAAUAACAAAAUGAAGAAGGAUGAUACAACAUUUAAAAAAAUAUUUCAUAUGAAAAAUGAAUGUCCUAUGUAUAGAUAUUCGAAGAAAAGUAUUAUGUAUUAUAUAUUAAGUUUAUUUUAUAAUAAAAUAUAUAAUAUAAAGAAGAAAAUAAGAUAUAUACAUAACAAACAAAGGAAUGUAACCUAUAAAAAUUGCGUAUAUUUUAAUAUAUAUGAAUUAGCUAGAAAGAAGUUAUAUGAUUAUUUAGAGAAAAGUCAAAAACCAUUUGAUGAAAUAAUAAAUAUGUGUUUAUAUCUUUUAUAUUUAUAUUAUCUAUGUAAUAUAUUGUAUAAAUGUGUGAAGAAAAAUAAUUAUUUAAAAAGGGAGAAAGCAAAAGAGGACAUAUUAUAUGAUAAUAAAAGGAUUAGUUGUAAUAAAAAGGGAAGAAAUAUUAAAAUGAUUUUAAAUAUAAUUAAUUCUGAUGAGUACAUAAAUGUAUAUAAAAUAUUUCAUGGGAAAGGUAUAUAUGAAUUUCCAUUUUAUGUAAAUAAAGAAAGAAUAACAAAAAAAAAGAUGAAUAGGGUAAGUGAAUUUAUUAAUAAAAAUAAUGAUGAUAAUUAUAAUGAUAAUAAUAAUAAUGAUGGUGAUCAUAUAUAUAAUCAAAAUUGUAAUGGCAGUUCCUAUGUGUGUGGUAUUAAAAAAGUGCAUGAAUGCUUAAAAUAUAAAGAGGGUAAUAAAAACGAUAUUAUAAUUAUUAACAAUGCAAGUAUUGACAGCACAAGUUCUAGUAUAAACAUAAACAAAAGUGUUAUUAGUAGUAUUUAUUCAUAUAAUAGUAAUAAAGAGAAGAAAAAAUAUAUGAGAAAAUGUAUAAAAGAAUUACACCAUACAAUUAAGAACAAAUUAAAUUUAUAUGUUAAAAUAAUGCUUUAUAAAUAUAUUGAAGAGAGUUAUAAUUAUUUAAAUUAUAAAAAUGAACAUAUAAAGAAAACCAUUGAGUAUAAAAAUAAAGAUGAUAAAAUAUGCUUCUUGUGUAAUUUUAGUAAUUAUAUAUAUAAAGGAAGACUUAUACCUUUUUAUGAUAUUUAUAUACAUAGUGAAUGUUUGAAAUGGAGCUUAAAUUGUACCCAAUGUUGUUAUGAAGAAAUUAAAAAUAAAACAGUAGUAAGUAAUAAUAAGAGUAUGAAAGUGGAUCUGCACUUUCAAAAUGUAGAUGAUAUAAAUAAUAAUAAUAUAAAUGAUAACACUGAGAAUAAUAUAAAUAUAUCAGAUAAUAUUAUUAAUGGUCCAAAAAAAAAUAACGAAACAAACAGCAACAACAAUAAAAAUAAUAAUAAUAAUAAUAAAAAGAGUGCACAGAAAAAAAAAGAUAGUGUUAAUGAAGUGAAAAAGAAUCAAAUUAUUACAAAUAAUAAGAAAAAAAAAGCUAGUAAAGAUAUUGAAGUAUUAAAAAGUGAUAAUACAAAGAAUAACAAAACAAAAGAUUUAGAUUCAAAUAAUAAUGAUAAAAAAAAAUCGGAAAAGAAUAAUUUAAUUGAGAAUAAAGAUAAUAAUGAAAUAACAUGUAAAAUAGAUAAUGAUGUAAUAAAUAACACUCCAAUAAAUGAUCCUUCUUUGAAAGAAAAAAAAUGUAAAACGAAAGAAAAGAAUAGAGGUUGUAAGAAUAAUAAUAUAAAAAACAUAAAAUUAAUGGAUAUAUGUCAAUGGAAAGAAAAUCGAAAUUUUUAUAAUAUAUAUGAAAAUAUGAUAGAAGUAGAUGAAGAUAAUGUUAAAGAAAUUAUAUAUGAUUCUAUAAAAUCAACUUGUUUCUUAUGUGGUUAUAAUAAUGCAAGUGUUUAUUGUAGUAAUGAAGAUUGCAAUGUUAAAUUUCAUUUGAAUUGUGCCUUUUACUCUACUGUUAUAAAAGAUCCUAGUAAUAAUCCUUUUUUUCGAUAUUUUAAAUGUUUUAAUUUAAUUGAAUUUAAUAAGGAUACCAUAUUUUAUAAAAAUAUGAAUAAUCCUCCAAAUAUGAAUACGUGUGUAUCAUCUUAUGUGUGUAGUGAUAACCCAUAUUAUAAAGAAACAAUCGAAAAUAAUUAUGGUGAUAUUUUCCCUGUUCAUAUUAUAUAUAAAAUUAAAAAAAUAUGGUGUAAUAAAUGUUGGAAUAAGAAAAAGAUAUACAAUUUGUUUUAUUUACAAAAAUGUUUUAUGUCUCCUAAUUAUUAUGAUAAUAUGAAAACUGAGGAAGGUGGUUCUAAUAAUAUGAAUGUUAUGAAGACAGAUAAGAGUGAUAUACAGAAUAAUGAUAUAUUAUAUGAUCUAAAGGUUGAUAAGGAAUAUUUUAAUUUAAGAAAUAUAUUAAUGGAUGAGAAUUUUUGGAACAACAUUGUAGUAAAUAAAAGGAACUGUAGGAUGGAAAUACCAAAAUAUAAUGAUAAGAUGAAAAGAAAGAAUAAUAGUAUAGAUAAUGAAGAUGUAAUAAAAGAUUUAUGUGGCGUUAAAGAAAAGAUGUCAUUUGAUAAAAAUAAAUUAUAUGAUAUAUUAUUAAAAAUAGAUAUGAAAGAUAUACUUAAAUAUUUUAUAGAUUUUUACUUUGAAAAUGGAUCGUACUACAUAUUAGAUAAUAUAUUAUAUAGUGUAAAUCACUGUGUAAAAAUAAAGUAUAAGAAGAAAUCUUUAUAUAACAUACAAGAUAUAUUAAAUAAAGAAAACAAAAUUGGAAAUAUGAUGAGAGAAUUAGAAGGUUUGAUUGGUAAAUAUGUGAAUAAAAAUAAUGAUAAUAAUUAUAUGGAUACAAAAUAUGACAUGUUGUUAUCGAGAAGUAUAAAAAGUGACAUAAAUAAUAAUAUUAAUAGUAAUAAUAAUAAUAAUAAUAAUAAUAAUAACAAAAAUAAUGAUAGUAUCAAUAAUAAUAAUAAUAAUAAUAAUAAUUGUUUUUAUUAUUAUCAUAAUAGUGAGGGACAAGAUAAUGAACAGGAUACUAACCAACAUAUAGAUAUACAAAAUAUUAUUAACGAUAAAAGUGUAGAAAAUCUUAUCAAAGGUUAUUUUAUUUUAAAAAAUUUUCUUCAUAUAGGUAAUAACAAUAUAAGCUUACAAAAUGAAGAUCUUUUAAUUUUAAAGAAAAGUGAGAAUUCUUUUGUUCAUAAUUUAUAUGAUAAUGAUAAAAUAUAUAAUGUGCAUAUUCCAUAUGUGUAUACGAAAAAAAUGAACACAAGUUAUAUAAAUAAAAAAGAGGAUGAUAGGUUAUAUAACAAGAGUAUUAAUAAGAAUAUUUGUAAGACUAAAAGUUCCAUAUUAGAUAAUAGCAAUAUUGAUAAUAAUAAAAUAACAAAAAAAUAUACACCUUUUAUAAUUGACAGUAAUGAAUAUACAACUGAUUGUUCAAAUGACGAAAACUAUACAAGUGAUGAUGAAGAAAAUGAAAAUAGAAAAAAUGAAAUUGAUGAUGAUAAUAUUCCAGAAUAUAUAAAAAUGAAUAGUAUUAUGAAUCUUCAACAAAAGAAAGAAAAUGAUUUUAAAAAUAUUAAUUUAUAUUUUGAAUUAACUAAUGUAAUUAAAAGGGUUAGUAUAAAUAAACUAGAAGGGAAUUAUUUUAAUUAUGAUGAAAAAGAAAAUUUAUUAGGUACGGAUGUGUUAAAAAUGAAUGAAAUGUUAGAAUGUAAUGUUGAUUGUGAAAAAAAUGAUGAUGAUAAUAAUAAUAACAAAAUAUUUGAAGUAGAUGAUGAAGAAAAAAAAAAGAAAAAAAGAAAAAAUCAAACGAAAUUUUAUAGCUAUCCUAAAAGGUUAAGUAUAACAAAUAAUAAUAAAAAUGUGAAUGAUCUAGUAAACUCAUUAAAUAAUAAUUUAAUAAAUAAGAAGGAAUAUUUUUUAAAUAUUAUUAUGAAUGAAAACAAUGAUUUGUAUAUUAAAAAGAUUAAUGAUAAAUAUUUUGCAAAUUAUCAAAACAAGAGAAAAAAUAAAAGAUUAGACAAUAUAGCACAUAUGAAAAAUAAUAAUAAUAAUUAUAAUAAUUAUAUAUAUAAUUUUCAUAGUAAUAAUUCCCAAUCUAGAAUUUUAAAAGUUGGUUGUCAUAAUAUUUUAAAUAUUGGUGAUAUAUUAAAAUAUGAUGGUGAUAAAAUAAUUUAUCCAUGUGGUUAUUUGAAUAUGAGAAUAUUUUAUAAUUUGCCAUCGUAUUACUUAUUUCAAAUAUAUAAUAAUGCUAAUAUUGAUGAUUUAAAUAGAAAGACCAAAUUAUUAGAAAAAAUAUUUUUACAACUAAGAGCUACAUAUAUUUUUUCUAUAACAUUAAGAGAACAAAAUUUCUUUUUUUCAAUUAUAUUGUUUCCUCUAAUAAAUAUAGAUUAUUUUUCAGAAUCUGAUGCUAAGAAUUUUAUUCUAGCAGAAGGUUAUGAUAUAAAUGAGGUUUAUAUGAAAUUUUUAUCAUUAUUUGAUUCACAAAAUUAUAGUUGUGAUGAUAUGAAUAAUGAUUAUUCUCACUAUAAUGUGAAAUAUGGAAAUAUAUACAAAUGUUUGGAAACUUAUAUUUUAAAAUCUGUGGAAUAUCAUAAAUUAGUAGAUUCUCAUGCCUUUUUUGGAUUAACCUUACCAUGUGUAGUUUAUCAAAUAAAAUAUAGGUUGUUUAAAUAUAUGUAUAAAAAUUUGAGUGAAAAAAUUAAAAGUUAUAUUAAAAAAUCGAAGGACAGUGUUAUGAAAAAAAGGAUAAAGGGAUGUACUAGAGAAGUCGUAUAUAAUGACAACAUGCUUUGUAAAUAUUCCAAUUUGGAUACAACAAUAUUUAAGGAAAAUGAAAAAGAAAAUGAGAAGAAUAUAAGAAAGACUGUUAAAUAUAAAUACAACAUUAAUAGUGCAAUGUCUUACAGAUAUUUAAUGAAUAUUUCAUCUAAUUUAAGAUUAUAUGUAAAGAAAAGUUCAAUUCAUGGAUAUGGAUUAUAUACUUGUGAAUUUAUUAAUGAAGGAGAGCCCGUUAUUGAAUAUAUUGGUGAAUAUAUUAGAAAUAUUAUAAGUGAUAAGAGAGAAAAGUAUUAUGACAAAAUAGAAAGUAGCUGUUAUAUGUUCAGAUUAAAUGAGAAUAUAAUUAUUGAUGCAACAAAAUGGGGAAAUGUCAGCAGAUUUAUAAAUCACAGUUGUGAGCCAAACUGCUUUUGUAAGAUUGUUAGCUGUGAUCAAAAUUUGAAACACAUUGUGAUUUUUGCUAAAAGGGAUAUAGCAGCCCAUGAAGAAAUAACAUACGAUUAUCAGUUUGGUGUUGAAUCUGAGGGAAAAAAAUUGAUAUGUUUAUGUGGCUCAAGUACUUGUUUAGGAAGAAUGAAUUAA